CGGGAGUUCGACAUGAGUGCGUACCAACGGCGUUACGUUGCACUUGGAGUCUUCUAUGUGGGCUGGAGAUACCAUGGCUUUGCUUCCCAGGCUGAUAGUGAGGAGACUGUGGAGGGUCACCUAUUCCGCGCCAUGCGCAAAACAAAGCUCAUCCCAGAAGGACUUGGAUGGGAAGGCCUGGGAUAUUCUCGAUGUGGACGCACAGACAAGGGUGUCAGUGCACUCGGGCAGGUGGUGGCCCUGUGGCUGAGGUCUGGAGCGAAGGCAGAUGAGCCAGCGUUGGGCGUGGAUGAGGAGAUGGAUUAUGCGGUCACCCUGAACCGCGCUCUGCCUGAUGACAUACGCGUGCUGGGCUGGACGCCUGUGCCUGAAGGCUUCAGCGCCAGGUGCUCUUCUUACUUCAUUGUGCAGCGGGGGGAUCUGGACCUGGCGGCCAUGCAGGAGGCGGCGGGGCACUUUGUGGGGGACCACGACUUCCGCAACUUCUGCAAGGUUGACGCGCAGCACGUCAGCAGCUUCCGCCGCACCAUACUGGACUUCAGGAUCGUGCCUGUGGGUCUGCAGGGGGCGGCGCAGGUGUGUGCGCUGCAUGUGCGCGGCACCGCAUUCCUGUGGCACCAGGUGAGGUGCAUGGCGGCGGUGCUGCUGUUGGUGGGCCGUGGCCUGGAGAGCCCAGAUAUAGUGCGCAGGCUACUGGAUGUGGAGGUCACCCCUCUCAAGCCCCAGUACAACAUGGCUCCUGAGGUGCCGCCCGCUCACUUUGCAAAUGUGGCCUGCCACUCCCUGGCCAAAACCACCAGCUGCCUUGCAUUGAUAAAGAGGCGGGAAGCGUAA
Molecule: messenger RNA, 834 nt
Organism: Coccomyxa subellipsoidea C-169
Lineage: Eukaryota; Viridiplantae; Chlorophyta; Trebouxiophyceae; Coccomyxaceae
Product: tRNA pseudouridine synthase
Exons: 5
Biological process (GO): mRNA pseudouridine synthesis; tRNA pseudouridine synthesis
Cellular component (GO): nucleus; cytoplasm
Molecular function (GO): RNA binding; pseudouridine synthase activity
Source: RefSeq, a predicted model, not a curated record